AUGUGGUGGGCUUGGAUUCAGAAUAAACAAUUUAUAUCAAAAGCGACAUCGACAACAACAAAAAACAGUACAAAAUCAAAUGUUUUUAUUACUAAAACAGCAUAUUUAUCAGCCGAAUUAAAUGCUCAUAGCUUGCUUUAUGUAAUUUUGUUGGUUCAACAAAAACAAUUACCAAAAGAAGCAUUGAACAUGUAUUUAUUUAAUUCUCAACCAUGUGAAUCAAUGUUUCGCAAUGCCAGAUCAUUAAGUGGUACAUAUUCAACAAGAAUCAAUUUUACAGCUGCUGAUUUUCUUCAGCGUUCUCAGAAAAUUGCAAUAUUAAAUUGGAUAAAGUGCGAUCAGUUAUCUCAAGAAGAUGAUAAUGAACUUCUAUCAUUUCCUAUUCAUCACAAGCACAAACGUGAUAAUCAUUUAUCAUCUUUACAAAAUUUAGAUGACAUUGAUCAAUUGGAUAUUGAAAAAAUCAUCGUAGAUGCAUUUAACCAAGCACUUCAAUUAACUGAACCUUUAGAAAUAUCUAAAUUACUAAAAGAACAUAAUGUAUUUGACUUGAAUACGUUGAGCAAAUAUGUAUUUCAAGAAUUAAAUUCAAGCUCCAGAAUGUUUGAUUACUCCAUACAAACAAUUGAUGAUGAUAGUAAUGAAUUUAACCUUGAAGAAGAAGAAGAAGAAGAAGAACAAGACAAUGAGAACGAUGACAUCAACAACAAUCUAAAUGAUGACGAAGAAACAAUGGACGACAUCGAUCUUGAAGAAGAAGACGAAAAUAACUAUAGUAUGACGACUAUAAAAAGAAACUUCAAUGGUAUAAAAAUUUACGAAGAUAUUGAACCAUGUCGACGAAAUUCUUAUUUUAAAAUGAAACUUAAUGAUAAUCAAAAAUAUAUACAUAAACAAUCCGCUUGCUGGCUGUUAACAGAUAAAUCUGUGAAAUUAUCCAAUGAUCGACUUUCUCGAGUUAACCAAACAAGUCGUAAAGAUAAUAACGAUCUCUUUUAA
This is a messenger RNA of Rotaria sp. Silwood2, 999 nucleotides long. The record is from the annotation of a GenBank genome assembly. NCBI's taxonomy places the organism in Eukaryota, Metazoa, Rotifera, Eurotatoria, Philodinida, Philodinidae.